UGUUUGGAGUUUGCGUUGAAACAAGAACGCGGAGGGCCAAAGAAACUGUGACCACCUCGAAACCUUGUAGGCCACCAAAACACGCUCCAGCCCGAAGAAGUACAAUGAAAUAUACUUCAAGGUUUGCUCAGAAGACGUAGGAGUUGACGUUAAAGUGACUUUUUGAAACUGGAAUUGCUUCCUUGUUCGACAACAGGGUGAAAUAUCUCAACAUCCUCACAAAGAAACUUUGCUUGCUAGGCUGCUAACUCGCACACAAGCCAGAAAAAAAGUAUGAUCACCGCCGAAGAUUAGAACACAAGCUGUUAGUCACGUCUCAUCUGUCGAGCUACGUGUUGCUGGUAGUUGUAUUUGACUUGGAAAUGAUUAAUUGUAUGAGUCAAGCCCGACUUUUGUAACGGUUUUGAGUAGUCAUCAUCACCAGAGGAGGAAGAGUUGCAGCUGGUAACUUAGCCAGCCAUUACCAGUGUUUCCACAGAGCGCCCCCACAGCUCUCUCAGGCAGGACAUCCACUGCUAAUUUCCAGUCAGUGAGAAGCUGAGUGCUCCCAGGUUUGUUACGGCAAACAUGUCGGGCCGAAGUGGAGUUGGACAGACCCGGGGAGCUGCUUUGGGUCCACAGCCCCUCAAGGCCACCAUCCCAUAUCAGCUGGCAAGCAAACCUCGAUCAAACCGGAGAGAUGGAAAGUCAGCUGGAAAGACCAAAUCGCAACAGCUGAGCUCUGGCAUGAGGCGGACGAUGUCUCUCGACGCCAUCAUCGGACCGUACCUGCAGGGACACUGGCCGAAAGAACCAGAGGGCCAGAGCAGCCUCUCUCGAAAGGACAAAUCCACUCAGACCCCAGACUCGUGGUCAGAUAACUCCCAGAGCAGGAGAGGAAGCAGCAGUCACAAACGUUCAGCAUCAUGGGGCAGCGCUGAGCAUCUGCGAGAGAUUGCUAAACUAAAACAACAGCUGCAGCAGCGCAACAAACCUGCCGUCUCAGGGGGACACGACAAAGACCGCCAGCGAGGCUAUACUCAGCGGAGCUGUAACCUAGGAACUACACAGACUCAGCCAAUUCCCAUCCCCCUCGCUCCCUUGUCUACACUGGUCCCCCGACUGCGCUGCAGCGUGGAGGGCCUCAACCAGGAGCUGGAAGGCAUGUUCAUCUGCCAGCCCCCGCAUCCUCAGCACAGGCUCCUUGAGGUUCCAGAUGGUCACCGGGCUCCGGUCCCGCCGCAGGGCUGCAGCAGUGGUUCUCAGAGUGACCCCGCCACCACACCCAUGUCAUCAUCCUCUACCUCCCCCUCCCCCUCCCCCUCCCCCAACUACAUCUCCACCUCCUCGCCUAACGCUGAAGACGUUCCUCUGGACCUGCACCAAGGUUUAAUAGACGGUGCAGAGAUGUGCGUCCUGUCACCGUUCUCCUCCCAGAAUGAGGCUGACCUCUCCCUGCCUCUGCUGAUCUCCUCUUCGCCAGGGCCCAACAAAAGUUGCUGCUUCCAGAGAGAACCUCCAGAGGGCUGUGAAAAGGUCAGAGUGUGGGAGGAGACCAGCACUCCACGCCAAUCAAAGCCGGCCCUCAUCUCCUCCUGCCCAGACCCCAACAAGGUAAACUUUACCCCCUAUGGGGGCUCAGCCUUCUGCCCCGUCAGCCUCCUGAAGCCCCUGCUGCCCUCCAUGGAACUGUUGUUCCGCAGCCUUGCCGUCUCCCCAGCAGGCAGCUGCUUGAGCCAGGGAACAGGCUCCUGCCAGGCAACCUCGUCUGGCAACCGGGCGGCGGCGGCUGCUGCUGCUGCUCCAGAGGCUCCUGCCAACAGCACUGCCGCCGCCGCUGCCGUCAUGGGAGAAAACUCUGGGGAGGGCCUCGCUUUCUGAUCUCAGCUGCAGAUCUUUUCUGUGGAAAUGAAUGUGCAUAAUGCAAAUCUUUCAGUGUUCUGGGAUGGAUUUGCUUUGUUGCUUUAUUUUUUAGGAAAGGUUCAUUCCUUUUCUACACAGGUAUAAAAUAACCUUAUUUUAAAAAAAACUAAUAAUAUUGACAGAAAAGAGUUAGUAUCAUACUCACACACGAUCCAAAGGAUUUGCUUUAUACGUUAGUAGUUUUGGGUUUUCAGGCAUUGUGACGUCUCCUAAAUUAAGACCUUUUUGGUUGUUACAUUUAAUUAUCCAAAGAUUUAUUUUUGGCCAAACCCGAGUGUGGGAGACGUGGCAGUCGGAUGACAGGACUGCUCACUUCUUCUACUCUUAUCUUCAUCUGAGAUGUGAUUUGUUGGAUGACUGACCCCAAACUGCUGCACAGAUUAUUCUGUUUCCCCAAAGAAGCCAUGUCACAGACUUUAUUAUUUGAUACUGGUUUUUAAACUCUUGACUGCAGCGUGUCAUCUCUGUCCAAAACGUUAGGAGUCUGGGUUAAGUAAGACAAACCCUUCUUGGAUAAGUUUGGUUGUUUUGUUUUUUUUAAGGAUUCAAAGAUAUUUAUCUGCAGUUCUCAAUUCUUUUUAUCUAACUUGACCCUGCAGCUGUUGCUGGUGUACAAAGCAUGACAAAUCAGUGGGGUACUUUUUUUAUUUACCUGAUUUAAAAAUGAAUAAAUAAAUACAAUGAAAUCACAUUUUGAUUAUUGUAGACUGAAGGGAAUAUUCUAGUCGUUGGACUUGGGUAGCAUCAAUACCUAAAGGCUUCAGCUCAUGCAUUCCUGCUUUAAAAGUUGUACAGAUAUUUUUUGUUGUUGUUGUUGUUGUCUUGUUUACUUGCAAAAAAAAGUAAGUUGUGCACGUGUUAAUGGAUCAAAACCUGUUAUUCCUCGAUAUUCUAAAUGUGUGCUUGAUGGUAUGUUUAUAGUUUUAAGGUUUUGCAGCCUAGUUGACUACCUAACCAGUUUUAGUGGUGUAGAUUUGUCAUCCUAAAUGUUUCUCUGAAGAUGUUCUCUUUCUUCUGCCAAGCUGACAAGUUGAUGUUCAUAUAGUUUUAUUUCUGGUAGACAUGUUUGCACAAAAUGAACUGCUACUAUUGAGUCGCAAUUCUUAUUUUUAUAUUCACUUUUUGUACUUCAUUGUAAAUUUAAGAGUAGUAAUGUGUAUUUUCUACACCUUUUUCAAUUACCUGCAACAUAAGCUAAAAAAAAAAAAGUUACUUUUAGUUUUGUUUCUUCUGUCGGUAUAAUUGAGGCAGGUGUUACAUGAGAUAUUGUAUCAGGUGGAUUUUUUUAUGCACUUCCAAGAGAGGAUGUUAUGAGGAGGAACGUAUGUAAAUCCUUGGUUUAUUGUUUCUGACAGGAGUUUUGUUUGUGUGUGCACGUGGAUGGAAAGUUAACUAGUCUGGGUGUUUGACUAACUUCUACUAGUUUUAGUAUCCUGGUGAAAUGCUGAUGCAUUUAAACAUCGUCUGUUUCCAAAUAAGCCUCAAUGUCAAUGUUUAAUGAGUCGGUGUGGAUGCUGGGGAUGUGCUGUUAUCUCAGGUUCUGUGUUCUGUCCACAUAAAUAUAUGAAUGAUAA
Messenger RNA from Seriola aureovittata, 3476 nucleotides. RefSeq names its product family with sequence similarity 117 member Ab (gene fam117ab). The transcript is spliced from 8 exons. The coding region runs from base 568 to 1860 and encodes 430 amino acids. Lineage: Eukaryota; Metazoa; Chordata; Actinopteri; Carangiformes; Carangidae. The record is from RefSeq and is a predicted model, not a curated record.